Messenger RNA from Cyprinodon tularosa, 6959 nucleotides. RefSeq names its product membrane associated guanylate kinase, WW and PDZ domain containing 3a (gene magi3a). The transcript has 22 exons. Lineage: Eukaryota; Metazoa; Chordata; Actinopteri; Cyprinodontiformes; Cyprinodontidae. The coding region runs from base 605 to 4894 and encodes 1429 amino acids. Gene Ontology annotation, biological process: signal transduction. Gene Ontology annotation, cellular component: cytoplasm. Gene Ontology annotation, molecular function: protein binding. The record is from RefSeq and is a predicted model, not a curated record.
CGCGGAAAAGGGUGAAAAAAAGAAAAAAAGUUAUGGAGCGAAGCAUAAUCGGAUCAAGUCUAAUGCUGCUGGGUAGUUUUUCCAGCAUCUAAAAAGCUGCGUGGCUGACGCGCAGAGCGGGAUCUGCAGAGGAGAGGAGGGCCAGGUGUGUUUGCGCGUUUCCAAGGGUUUCCUCGUUGAUGUCACAGUAAAGGAGGAGGAGGGAGCAUUGAGAGCAAAGAAGGAAGAACAGGAUCCACGCACAGUCUCAGUUCACAGUGGGCUCAUCAGCGUGGGAAGGCGCUGGCUUUUGUUUUCCAGGUGCUGUAAAUUGGGGGUGGCAUCAGAAGCUGCGCCCUUCGCUCCACUGCGGCACUGACGCAGCUGGUGUCACGCUCCAGACGAUGCUCCAGUAAUUCACAGAAAGGAUCGCACUCUCACAGGGAGCCGAGCUGCAUUUCCUCCCCUGGAAUGGAUUAUUCUAACAACCAUAAGGCUGAAGUUCUCUGAUCCGGAAUGAUCGAUCCGUGCGUCUCUGCGCUCUGAGGCUCCAAAGAGGUUUUUCUGCUUCUCCUUCCCGGGACUUCCAACUCCUGAGCGGCCAUAAAGCUCCCACCAAGCAGCGAUGUCCAAGACGCUGAAGAAGAAAAAGCACUGGUUCGUGAAAGUGCAGGAGUGCUCCGUGUCGUGGGGGGGCUCCGGGGAGCUGACCGCCGUGGUGGAGGUGCGAGGCGGCGCGGAGCUCGGAGAGUUCCCCCACAUCGGACGCGUGGAUCCCGAGGCGGUGGUGUGCCACGCCGGGAGGCUGCCCUGCAGCGGAGACGUGCUGCUGGAGGUCAACGGCACCCCGGUGAGCGGACUCACCAACAGAGACACGCUGGCGGUCAUCAGACACUUUCGGGAGCCGGUGCGCCUGAAGACCGUGAGGCCAGGUAAGGUGUUGAACACGGAUUUACGUCACUACCUCAGUCUACAGUUUCAGAAGGGCUCCCUGGACCAUAAGCUCCAGCAGGUGAUCAGGGACAACCUCUACUUGCGCACUAUUCCCUGUACCACUCGGCAGCCCAGGGAGGGGGAGGUACCCGGAGUGGACUACAACUUCAUCAGUGUGGAAGAGUUUCAGGAGCUGGAAGAAAGUGGGAUCCUACUGGAAAGCGGGACAUAUGACGGUAACUAUUAUGGAACACCUAAACCCCCAGCAGAACCUAGCCCUGUGCAGCCAGAUCUGGUGGACCAGGUUCUGUUCGAUGAGGAGUUUGACACAGAAGUCCAGCGGAAACGCACCACAUCAGUCAGUAAGAUGGAUAGAAUGGACAGCACAGCUCCAGAGGAGGAGGAGGAAGAAGAGAGACCUCCUAUGGUUAAUGGUGUGGGAGAGCACAAGGACAAGGCAGACUGGAAGAAGACUGUGCCCAGCUACAAUCAGUCAGCAGGAGCAAUGGACAUGCGUAUCUGGAACACUCUGGAUGAAAGUCAGGAGCCUUUGCCUAAAAACUGGGAAAUGGCCUACACGGAGACCGGCAUGGUCUAUUUUAUAGAUCACAACACAAAGACCACCACCUGGCUGGAUCCCCGUCUUGCCAAGAAAGCCAAGCCUCCAGAGAAAUGCGACGAAGGAGAGCUGCCCUACGGCUGGGAGAGGAUUGAGGACCCCCAGUUUGGCACCUACUACGUGGAUCACAUCAACCAGAAGACACAGUUUGAGAAUCCAGUGAUGGAGGCAAAGAGGAAGCAGAGUGGGGACACGUCCACUGCAGCGCAGCCGCCAGCGGCCGCACCCUCAGAAGAGGAGCCUGCCAGAGGACUGCGUGGUUUCACACGAGACCCUUCUCAGCUACAGGGCUCCAUCCUGCAGACAUCACUGAAAAAAAGCCCUCUGGGAUUUGGGUUCACCAUCAUUGGAGGAGACCGACCGGAUGAGUUCCUUCAGGUCAAAAAUGUCCUUCCUGACGGGCCUGCUGCACAUGACAACAAGAUCGCUCCAGGUGACGUCAUUGUAGACAUUAAUGGGGCUUGCGUGCUGGGGAAGACUCACGCCGACGUGGUGCAGAUGUUCCAGUCCAUCCCAAUCAACCAGUACGUGGACCUGAUUUUGUGUCGAGGCUACCCCCUGCCAGAAGAGUCCAACAGCAACGACGCAUCAGCCAUGCUCAACGCCUCAAAGGAAGCUUCCCCCUCUCCAUCCUCCUCCACCACACCCCAGGACCACCAUUUUACAGCCCCAGAUGGAGGAACCCUCUCUCGGCCAACUGCCACCCUGCCACCAAUGAGCAACGGAGGACGCCACCAUCACCAUCCUCACCCAGCCCACAAUCACGAAGGCCCUGACCCCACCCUGUUACAGCCAGAAUUGGUGAGCGUACCCUUGGUAAAAGGGCCGGGGGGCUUCGGCUUCGCCAUCGCCGACUGCCCCCUGGGACAGAAGGUGAAGAUGAUCCUGGAUGCCCAAUGGUGCCGAGGUUUGCUGAAGGGGGACGUCAUUAAGGAAAUCAACAGGCAGAACGUCCAAACGCUGAGUCACACCCAGGUGGUGGACAUCCUCAAAGAUCUACCAGUGGGCAGCGAGGUCAACGUUCUGGUGCUUAGAGGAGGUCAGACGUCUCCGGUGAAAUCUCUAAAACCUUCCCCAGCUACCAUGCCUCACCCUGCAUCCCAGCAGGCUUCACACUCUGUCCCCCAGCAACAGCCCCACGCUGCCUCCCAGCUCGCCGUGCAGCAGCGGCCGGAAAUGACGAACAGCGCAGAGCCCCUCAGUCAGCCAGAGGUGCCCUCCAACACCAACACCCUGCGCUCAUCUUCUCCUAAACCGGACCCAUCUGAGCUCUACCUCAAGUCCAGAGCUAUCUUAGACAGCAAACCUAUUAAUACCAAGGACCUGGAUGUGUUCAUUAAAAGAAACCAGGAGUCGGGUUUUGGCUUCAGAGUCCUGGGUGGAGAGGGACCGGACCAACCAGUGUACAUUGGUGCAAUUGUGCCGCUCGGAGCAGCCGAGAAGGAUGGGCGACUGCGGGCCGGAGAUGAGCUGCUCUGCAUAGAUGGCUUUCCCGUUAAGGGGAAAUCCCACAAACAAGUGUUGGAACUAAUGACCAAUGCUGCCCGGAACGGCCAAGUCAUGCUGACUGUCCGCAGGAAGCUGGCAUACACAGAGGGUGGCGAGGAGGAAGAGAGCGGUCAGCAGCCUCAGCAGCUGUCCUCGGCUCUGAUCAACAGCUCUCCUAAGGUGCCUCGCGUUGAGCCGCCAAACACCAUCCAGCCUGCUCAGCUCUCCAGACCAGAGAGCUUUGAUGUCACCCUGCAGCGCAAAGACAACGAAGGCUUUGGUUUUGUCAUCCUCACAUCAAAGAACAAGCCCCCACCUGGAGUCAUACCUCACAAAAUCGGUCGUAUUAUCGAAGGCAGCCCGACAGACCGCAUAGGCCGCAUGAAUGUCGGGGACCGCAUCUCUGCUGUUAACGGACAGUCCAUCAUGGAGCUGUCGCAUAAUGAUAUUGUCCAGCUCAUAAAGGAAGCCGGCAACACGGUUACCCUGACUGUCGUGCCUGAAGACGACGGUGCUCCUCCAUCUGGAACCAACUCAGUAAAGCACAGUCCUUCAGCCAUGCAUAGAGCUAUGGGCCAACAGCUUCCCAGUCAUCUAGACAGGACUGGUGAGGCUGAGAUCAAGAACUCUUUUCAGCCGACUGAGACGGGAACAAUCUCAUCAGGACCCAAACAGGGUUGCUUUGUGGUGGAACUGGAGCGCAGUCAGCGGGGCUUCGGCUUCAGUCUGAGAGGAGGAAAGGAGUACAACAUGGGGCUUUACAUCCUGCGCCUGGCUGAGGAGGGGCCUGCUCUUAGAGAUGGACGUAUACAUGUCGGGGAUCAGAUCGUGGAGAUCAAUGGUGAGGCCACUCAGGGCAUCACCCACACGCGGGCGAUCGAGCUCAUCCAGGCAGGAGGCAACAAGGUUCACCUGCUCCUCCGACCCGGCCAGGGCCUCGUCCCGGAUCACAGUUCAAAAGAAAAAGUAGCCCUUCCGAAGACGAGCUUUCCCAGACUCUCUGCAUCUGAUGACCAGUCAUCUCCAGCUUCUCCAUCCUCUAACUCAGGAUGGUCACCUUCUUCCUCCAAAGCAUUCACCCUUGAAGAACCAUCAGCAGGGGAUUACAGAGUGCCUAGUUUCCCCGGUGCUGGACAGGACCACGGUACACAAGCUAACCGAUCAAGGGGACAGCAGCACCCUACACACAACCAUAAGCGUGCUUCUAGCCCCAGGAAAACUGGCCAGAGCGACUUCAUACCUAGCAGUCCCAGAAGAGCAGCAGAAGCUCAGAUGGAUCACAUGGAGCCGUCCCAGAGCCCCCAAAAAACAUCGGAAAACAGGGAAAGGAAAACCCAAGGGCAGAGAGACCUGCGCUCUGCUAGCCCACGGAAGGGCUCCCAGAGGGAGCACGAUCCUGUCCUUUCCAGGAACCCAGAAGAACCUCAGAGCCCCAGACGUCCCACUGGACAACAGCCAGCCGGGGAAGUGAAAGACUGGAGACAUAAAGAGGAGGAUGCAGCUUACCAGCAGGAGAGAGGGGCUGCAGAGAGUGGAGACAAAGGCUGGGGCACCGGCGAGCGCCACCGGAAGGGAAAGAGGGCUGAGAAAGAGGCAGCGGCUCAGAAACCCCACUGGGACAGAGCGGGUUCGGAGGCCGAUCCGACCACAGCCAGCCACAGGAGCGGAAGAGAGAGAGCCGACAAGGAAUACCCAGAGGCCAAGUAUCAGGGGUCAGCUGAGCAAGUGAACAGAAGGGACCCCAGAGGUUCCAGCAGUAGCAUCCAGGAUCCCAACUGCAACGGGACCAGCACCAGCAAGAAGGCCCCCAUCACCCCCGGCCCAUGGAAGGUUCCCAGCUCGGCCAAGAUCCAGUCCCACGUGGACUCAUCAUGAAUGAAGACAAAGCUGAGCCUUUAUGAACGGGCUGGAGAGAGCGGAUCGACGUUUAACCAGCACAUACCUUCUCAUUAACUUUCUAUUUUUUGUUUGUUCACCCGGUUUGCCUCAGACGGAGUAUUUGUACCAAACCCUGCUGCAUGCUCAUGUGAGAUGAGAUCUGAGCCGGGAGUUCAGAAGGAAAUCUAUUCUGUGCCAAUCAGAGACUCUAGUUAAAAUGAAGCUGCUCCUGAUAGCACUCACUGUGAAUCGGUUUGAAGGUGUCUAAAUGAAGUGCUCAUCCCGUCUAACCGAGCCACAAGAAGAAAACUGUUUUUUUUUUUAGUUUGUGUUUACUUUGAAGGAUUACAAGCAUACUCAUGCACUCGCUAAGUUUUAAAACCAAGCAAGAUUUACUCACUGUUAUCGUCUCUAAAGGGACCACUGUUUCUUCAAACGACCUGAGGGAAAAACAAUGUUUAUUUUUUAUGAUUAAAAAGAAGAAAUAUCCGAUAAAAGCUGUGAUUCGUGUGACUGCAUCCGAAUAUGUGAAGUCAUGAAUCCCAUGUAGGUGGGAGGAACACUCUGAAGCUUUAUAUGCAUCAAUGAGCAGACCAGAUACUUGUGGUUAUAGAUCUAAUGUUUUUGUAUUUGUGUUGUGAAAAUAAUGUGAGAAAUUAAAAGCAAAACAAGAGCGCCCAUACAUGUCUGCGUGGAGGCCGAGCAUGUAGAAACUCUACACCAUUUAUGUGAAUCCUCCUUUACAUCAUGGUCUCAUGCAUCAUGUUGAUAAUGCAUUUUAUUUAUUCCUUUAGGCUCAAAAAUACGUAUCAAUUAAUUAUUUAGCAAACCAAUUCCUCAAAUAUUGAUCCUAUUUAGAAGAAAUUAAUUAGCGAAGCUUUACAAUUGAUAAAAAUGCAAACUUUUCUUUUUAAUUUGUAUGAAAUAUUUAGAAAUAUAUAUUUAUCUCGUGAAUAUAGGCACACAUAAAAAGAGGGAACCUUUAGUUCAAAUGUUUAUGAAGUACAGAACCAGACGCAUGCGUUCGCACUUGUGUUGAUGAUGUGUAAAAAGCGAUAAAAUAAUAAAUGUUUUAUUGCAGGGGUAUAAUCCGCUGAGAUGUUUAUAAAAAUGCAACCUUUGAUUUUUGAAUAUUUUUAGUGGGGGAAGUAUUCCUCCUAAAAAAUGCAUCAAGUUUGGGUGUUUAGGUUUGGCUCAGUUGCAGCAUUUCACUAAUGUUAGAAUAAAUACAUUUGAGGUUAAAAUAGUCUUUUGGAGGUUUAUAUUUACAUGUUUUAAGGCUUUUUACACAUCUUUUUUUUUCCAGAACUGCCAGUCACUGUGCCUGGUCCUGUACUUUGCUGUAGUUUGUCACUGCAACAUGUUUGUGUUUGUUUUACACAAAGCCAGACCCUCUUUAAGUUUUGACAUGAAAGCUGCUUGUGAUUGCAGACGCCUCUGUAGAUCAUGAGAAAACCCUCUGCUCCUCUUCUUCAGUAGGCUGAUGGGAGGUUCUGCUUAAUGCUGUUUAAAUUGGGAUUUAAGUUUGGCGUUUAAAAAGCAAUCAGGAAAGCAUCUGACUGCUCUGAAGAGAAAAUGUAGCCUUUCUGUGUUCUUACUGUGGACUAGAGCGACAUCUAGUGCUGAAACCUCUGCUCUGCACAAGCAAGUCAUAGCUUUAACCCUAACCCGCCUGCCUGCAUAAGCAUAUGAAGAAGUAAUACACGCAUCUGUUUGUCUGCGAGGCCGCUGGAUAAUUUAUUGUCUGUUUUCAUGUUGAUAUGAUGGGCUACUGUCGUUUUUAACUGUUCAUAUCUUUACCAUGUCUGAUGCCGUGGCCUUGCGUUUGCUCCAACAUAUUUAAAAGACAUAGUUUUGACAUCAUUGUAGUUGUAAAUGUUUAUAAAUUGUACAGCACAUGUAUAAAAUGAUUGCCUUCAUGAAGAAAGAAAAUCUAUGUAAAUUGUUAUCCAUUAUUUUUUUAAGGGAGCUGAGAGGAAAUGUUAUGCAAUGGGUGGAAAAAAAAAUUAUCAUGGCAUACUGUUCAUGCACUGAUAAAUAAAGGUUUACUGAUUAAAUAUAA